AUGUAUAAUUUGAAACGUAGACGGGAAUCUGUUGCAACUGUUUAUAAAAAGACAACUAAAUUUCUAACAUCAAACACAAUUAAUUUAUUGAAAAAAAUGCCGAAUACUAGAAAAUAUUGUUUUCUAGCCAAAAUCGUUGAUGAGUAUGAAGGCGAAAUUAAGAACAGAAAAAAAGAAGAUGAUUCGGAAAAUGGAGAAUCAGACGACGGAGAGAGAGAAUUAGAUUAUUAUCUAGGUGUAAGAGCGAAAGAAGUUUACUGGAGAGAUCCCGCAAGACAAGAACAGAUUAGAAGAGAUUAUUUAAUAUAUCACUGCGGUGUUUCCGAAGAAGACUAUGAUAAAAUAUAUAAAAGAACAAUCAUCAAGCCAUCUUACAUUGUUCAACCGAGAUUUAAGCAAGUACCGUUUAAAAUAUAUAAGAAAAGAGAAAAAAAUCUACGUGAAGGUGCUACGGAAUCUUGGUGCGAGAAGAAAGGAAUAUUCAAGUUAUUUGGCAACAGAAAAGAGAGUGAUACAACGUCUGAGAGUUACAGUGAGUGUGAUAAUUCAGAUGAAGAUAUCACGGAUGCCAGGAAAUGUUUCGAUCAGAUUAAAAUAUUUGAUAGUUCCGAUAACAUAUCUUCAGAGGUAUUACUAUGUUUUAUAUCUCACGUAUACAAUAUAAUACAACUUAAGAUAAAGGAAGUGUCAGAAGGCAGACCGUGCGAUAACUGUCCAGAGUUAUGUCCCGGCUUCGUCACACACCCUUGGAGAAAGACCUGCAAGUCAUGUGGGUGUGAUCGGCUGAAGCACUCGGUGUACCACGAGGAGCUGGGGUCGGUGAGGGACCGGCUGGGACUGCGAGAGUCGCGACACAUCAGCUAUGACAAUAGUCCGCCCGGACUUACUGCCAAACAGACCGAAUUGUACUGGUCGUCUCUUUCGGAACGUGCGCCAUCUAUCGGGGGUGCCACGGGAACAGCGGCGUGGCGCGCUUGGCGGACCAGAGCCCUGGCGACCCAGCUGCCGCCACAGGAUCUAUCUCUGGCGCACUGUAAAAAUAUUGAUGAAGUUCACCGUAAACAGUUCGAGGAUUUCAUUGCUGCACGAAAUGAAAUAGCUCUGGAUAUAGGUUUCGCUAGUCAGCAUCAUGGUACACCCAUAGAGUGUAUGGGAUGCUUAAAACCUAUACGCAGUGGUAGUAUUCUUAUUCAAGCACCGAGGAUAGGAGAAGAGGCCUCAUUCCACGCGGCCUGCUUCACCUGCUCGGAAUGCGACGAACUGCUGGUAGAGUUGGCGUACUGCUCGCUCGACGGUCGUCUCUUCUGCGUCCGACAUUACGACGAGAGGCUCAAGCCGCGGUGUCAUGCCUGUGAUGAGCUGAUUUUCAGUGGCGAAUAUACGAAGGCGAUGAACAAGGAUUGGCACAGCGGUCACUUCUGCUGCUGGCAGUGCGACGAGUCGCUGACCGGCCAACGCUAUGUCCUGAGGGAUGAGAACCCUUACUGCAUCAAGUGUUACGAGAACGCCUUCGCUAACGGCUGCGAAGAAUGCAACAAGACCAUUGGCAUCGAUUCUAAGGAUCUGUCAUACAAGGACAAGCAUUGGCACGAGGCAUGCUUCCUGUGCGCCAAGUGCCGCGUGUCUCUCGUGGACAAGCAGUUCGGCUCCAAACACGACAAGAUCUACUGCGGAAACUGCUACGAUGCUCAGUUCGCCAGCAGGUGCGAUGGCUGCGGCGAGGUCUUCCGUGCUGGAACCAAGAAGAUGGAAUACAAAACACGUCAGUGGCAUGAGAAGUGCUUCUGUUGCGUGGUUUGCAAGAACCCCAUCGGUACCAAGAGCUUCAUCCCGCGUGAACAGGAGAUCUACUGCGCUGGGUGCUACGAGGACAAGUUCGCCACUCGGUGCAUCAAGUGUAACAAGAUCAUAACGCAAGGAGGCGUGACAUACAAGAACGAGCCGUGGCAUCGCGAAUGCUUCACUUGCACCAACUGCGACACCUCGCUGGCAGGACAACGGUUCACUUCGCGCGACGAGAAGCCCUACUGCGCCGAGUGCUUCGGGGAAUUGUUCGCUAAGAGAUGCAUAGCCUGUACCAAGCCCAUUACUGGUAUCGGUGGCACUCGAUUCAUUUCCUUCGAAGACCGACACUGGCACAACGACUGCUUCAUCUGCAAGUCGUGCAAGACCUCGCUCGUCAACAAGGGCUUCAUCGCCGAUGGCCCCGACAUCAUCUGCUCCGAAUGCGCCAAGGAGAAACUCAAGUAAAUCCACUCUCACGCUUCCAAUCUCGCUCUAAUGCACAAGCAACGACCUUUCCAGCAUUUGCAAGACACAAUUGAUGGCCAACUGUUACACCGUAGAGUUAUUGGAGAAAUUAGAAAACAUAAUUUAGCAUAAUUUAAGGUCACUUAGUACUCCCAUGUGUCACAUGUCAUAAUAAUUGCUCUGGCUACGUCAUUUCGCUUACAUAUUUAUAUAUAAUACAUUUAUUACUCAUGUGUUAACAUUUAUUUUGUGCUUGUGCAGCGACAAAAUAGUUCUGCCUCUAGUCGCUAAAGCGCGAGACUGGUGUGCUUUCAAAACGCAAGAAAUGCCCAGCGACAAUCUGUUCGAUCUUGUGGGCAAAACUCGCUUCCGCAAGGUCAUCCCUAAGACGAAAGUCGCGAAGUAAUGAUAUUUUUAUACAAAACAUUAAAAAAAAACACAAAAAAAAGUGAAUGCACAAAACGAACAGUAAAUUUCGCUCUUCUAUUGAAUGUUAAGAUGUUUAUAUAUAUUUUGGUUGUUUACUAAUUACAUCGAUAUCGAUAUAUAGUCGUGUGUAUUUACUGAACAUCCCUAUUCGCUACGUAAGCUGUACGGUAUUCACUAAUCGCCAUAUUAUUUCGCUUUGGUUGUUGUAUUUAGUCCCUAGACUCGGUUUGUAUUAUAUCUAGUGCAAUUCACAUGAUGCCUUAUUAACAUAUCUAAGUCAAUUUUGAGAGUACCUGUGUUGUAUCAUAGAGUUAGAUCAUCGACAACACAUGAUACGUCUCGUUCUUAACUUACUUUUUGAAUUAUAUUGUUAGGUAUCAUUUAGUUGUCAUUGUUAUAUCAUAGUAACAUAGAGAUAAGUGUAUGAGUUAUUGACGGAUUAUUGUACUCUUAUGUUAAGUAUUUAUUUACCGUAGAGAACGAUAGUACGAUAUGUUGACAGAUGCCAACAGAGAUUUACUAACCUGUGUUGCCAUACUCGUCAAACAAGCUUCCUAACACAUUGUUAUAUUAUAUUUAGUUCUUACUAAUAUAAAUAAUUAAAAAGAUUAUUGUUCUCGAAUAAGAAAGUGUUACAAUAAUGUAAAUGUAUCUAUUUUUACCUAAUAAUGAUUAUUUUUUUAGUGUAGUGUGAUAAGGUGAAUAACAUCUGAAUGAUAGACCAUUAUGUUGUGGGAACAUAUUUUAAAAGGGUAAUUAAGCUUAAAUUAUAAAAUGUUAAAAGUUAUAUAUAUAAUGUGUAAACAUUAAAAAUGCUUAGCUGUGUGAUCUGAUCUAAUAUUCUUGUAUGUAUCUAUCUACCCAUAGAUUGUAUUAUAUUAUAAAACUAAAUUAAAUUAUCGAAAUAACUUCA
Messenger RNA from Leptidea sinapis, 3592 nucleotides. It is a transcript of the gene Lmpt, whose product is annotated as four and a half LIM domains protein 2-like. The record is from RefSeq and is a predicted model, not a curated record. The transcript has 11 exons. The coding region runs from base 1 to 2250 and encodes 749 amino acids. Lineage: Eukaryota; Metazoa; Arthropoda; Insecta; Lepidoptera; Pieridae. Gene Ontology annotation, cellular component: Z disc; nucleus. Gene Ontology annotation, molecular function: transcription coregulator activity; zinc ion binding.